This is a messenger RNA of Fulvia fulva, 633 nucleotides long. RefSeq names its product Putative nitroreductase HBN1. Gene Ontology annotation, biological process: cellular response to oxidative stress. The transcript has a single exon. The record is from RefSeq and is a predicted model, not a curated record. NCBI's taxonomy places the organism in Eukaryota, Fungi, Ascomycota, Dothideomycetes, Mycosphaerellales, Mycosphaerellaceae. The coding region runs from base 1 to 633 and encodes 210 amino acids.
AUGUCAUCCAAAGCAAGCACAGACAGUCUCUUCGCAGCGGCCGAGACUCGCAUCUCGUGCUACGAGCUCGCCAAAGAAUCACUAAUUCCAGAUUCUCGGAUCCAGGAGAUCGUGGAACAGGCAGUCAAGCACGCGCCGUCCUCUUUCAACGUCCAGUCUACCCGUGCAGUCGUACUGGUCAAGGGUCACCACGAUGAGCUCUGGGACAUCGCGGACCGCGUAGCCAAAUCCUCACACGCCGAAGCACACGAGAAGAUGCUAGGAAAGAUGGUCUCUGACUUCAAGGGAGCUUAUGGUACCGUGCUGUGGCUGGAGGAUCAAGAUGCACUCGAUGCGUUGGCAGCGAAGAAUCCGAUGUUCGGCCAUCUCGUGCCGCAGUGGAGCGAUCAUUCGAGUGGGAUGAAUCAGUUCGUGGCCUGGACGGGAUUGGAGUUGGAGGGACUCGGCUGCAAUCUCCAGCAUUUCAACUUCAUGCCUGAAUUCGAAGAGGAAGUUGCCAAGCGGUGGGACCUGCCAAAGACGUGGAAGUUGAAGUCUCAGCUUGUCUUUGGCAAGCCAAUAAAUGGCUUAGUUCGCAAGAAGCCGAGGACUUAUGCACCGCUGGAGGACCGGGUGAAGGUGUUUGGCGCAUGA